AUGAAAUCGAAGCAUGACAAGCCUGCCACCGGAAAUGAAAAUGGAAGCCAAGACGGUCCCCACACAAAGGAGUCAGACCCGACCCAGUCAGACGAUGAACCGUUCUCCGGGCUCACCGAAGUUGCAGCCCCCGCACCAGUAGGACGAUCUUCCCAUGAAGAACUCUCACGCCACAAGUCCCUCGAGCAAGAGUUAUCAAAUGCAUCAAACGAUGCCGCGGAUGGCGGUGAAGAACAACAAGGGGUUUUGAGUGAGGUCGCGGCGCAGGAGCCGGCGGCACGACGGACCGAGGCGGAAAUGGCGAACGAACCUUCUCUCGAACAAUCGCUCUCCAAGGAACGGCGUGGCGCAAAUUGA
Molecule: messenger RNA, 357 nt
Organism: Penicillium cinerascens
Lineage: Eukaryota; Fungi; Ascomycota; Eurotiomycetes; Eurotiales; Aspergillaceae
Exons: 1
Coding region: 1-357 (118 amino acids)
Source: RefSeq, a predicted model, not a curated record